AUGAACCAAGAUACAGCUUUUCCGCCGCUCCUUCACCAUACCCAUUGGAAAGGGGUACGACAAGGCGAUACUAUAUCGUCAAAGCUGUUCACAGCUGCAUUGCAAUGGAUAAUGAAAUCACUUUCCUGGGAAGAAAGGGGCAUACGUGUUGAUGAAAGAUUUCUCUCAAACCUUCGUUUCGCGGACGACAUCGUUCUCUUUUCGAGCAGUAUUAAUGAAGCAGAAACGAUGUUCAACGAAUUGAACGAAGUAGGAAAGAGAAUAGGACUGCGAAUAAACAGAAAAAAGACACAGUUCAUGAAGAACGCGUACUGCGAGGACGAAGGAGUACAACUUGAAGGCUACCAAAUCGUGGAAAUUUUGUCAUACGUAUACCUCGGACGUUCUAUGAACAUGGAAAACGAAGAAGAAUUGAAUAGAAGAAUGAGAGCAGCAUGGGCAGCAUUCGCAGCCGUCAGAGAAGCUGCGGACCAACUGACGGACCAAGAUCUUCGAGCCCACCUGUUCGACUCGACAGUCUUUACAGCGCUCUGUUACGCAGCGGAGACGUGGGCAGACACCACGGCCACGUCUAGGAAGCUACUUACUACCCACGGAGCCCUUGAGAGCUGUCUUCUGAAGUUUAACCGGUGCACACAACACCUAGCCGGUCUUCGCAGCUCCGACUUAAGAGGAAUGUCCCGUCUUCACGACCCAGCGGAAUAUAUAUCGAAAGCAAAACAUAGAUGGGUCGGUCACAUCAUGAGAAGAAUCGACGAUAGAUGGACUAAAAGAACGCUAGAGUGGAUCCCAAGAGAUGCUAAGUGCCCUCGAGGGAGACAGCCAACGAGAUGGGGUGACGUGUUCGCUACACGGACGGACCAGCUGAGAGCUCAGCUGGAUACGGCUCAAGGACCUCGUCAACGUCACUCACGAAACUUGAGAACAUGUUGCAUGACAAUGGCGAGGGAACGAAACGAGUAG
Necator americanus (New World hookworm) is the source of this 963-nucleotide messenger RNA. RefSeq lists its product as uncharacterized. Bases 1 to 963 code for a protein of 320 amino acids. The record is from RefSeq and is a predicted model, not a curated record. The transcript has a single exon. Lineage: Eukaryota; Metazoa; Nematoda; Chromadorea; Rhabditida; Ancylostomatidae.